Messenger RNA from Medioppia subpectinata, 1242 nucleotides. NCBI's taxonomy places the organism in Eukaryota, Metazoa, Arthropoda, Arachnida, Sarcoptiformes, Oppiidae. The record is from the annotation of a GenBank genome assembly.
UCGGCGAAGCACUCGGACCUCUGCGAGCGGCGGAAUAUAUACGCCGACGAGAAGUCGUCACUGGAGUCCGAAUUGGAUAAGAAUUUGGUUCAGAGGAAGAAUGAAUUGGAGAUGACUUUAAUCGACGCCCGCAUUAUGGAGAGCGAGACACUCGUCGAGAACGAGUCCUUUGACUUGGAAUUGAUUGACAAACGGAUCGCUUCUUUCCGGCAACUGUUGGAGGAAAAGGACGCGAAGAUCGAUGAGUUGGUCAAACAGCAGACCGACCAGAAGGAGCUGUUGGACAAACUCAGGGCUGCCGAAGACAAACAGAUGGAUAUCAUUAACGUUGAGGCGAAGACAUCGCGAAAGAUAGCCAUUAAAUUGGAAACAAUUGAGAAGAAGCAUAACGAGUGUCUCAGAAAGUUGUCAAAAAUGGGCACAAUUCCGAGCGAUUGCGACAAUAAUUACCACAAUAUGAGUCUUAAGGACGAAUACUUGGAGCUCCAGAAAUGCAAACAUAAGUUGUCGAAAAUGCCGUCCGUUAAUCAGAAAGCAUUGGAUCAGUUGACUGAAGGGCGAGAAAAGGGACGCAUUUUGCAGUUGGAAAAGAGAGAAAUCAAAGCCGGAUAUGAAUCCAUACAACGGCUGAUCGAAACGCUCGAACACCAGAAGUACGAGAAGAUUCAGGUGACCUAUAAGUCGGUGUCCAAGUUCUUUGUCGAGAUCUUCCAGCGUUUGGUACCCGAAGGCAAGGCUUUCAUCGAUAUGGUCUAUAAGGAUAGCGCCGACAGCGGCUCUGCCGGCUCUCAAGCGAGUGGUUCUCAUGCGAGUCAAGAAUCGCAAUCUUCGGGCGGUAUUUCCGGCGCAGGCCUAACGCCGACAUUCGCUCAAAUCGAUAACUUCAUUGGUGUCCGCAUACGAGUGGCCUUCACCGGCAAGACUGUGGUCAAGGAAAUGAAUCAGUUGUCCGGCGGCCAGAAGUCGAUCGUGGCGUUGGCCUUCAUAUUCGCGAUCCAACGCUGCGAUCCGCCGCCCUUUUACCUCUUCGACGAAGUGGAUCAGGCGUUGGAUCCCUUUUAUCGCAAAGCACUCGCCGAUUUGAUAAAAGAGAUGUCGAGAUCGUCUCAAUUCAUAUCAACCACAUUCAGACCCGAACUGCUCGGAAGCGCUCAAAAGUUCUUUGGCGUCAAAUUUGCGAAACGAGUAAUGAUUUUGGAAAAUAUUUGCGUAAAACUUAUAAGUGAUUGUAAUAUGAAUUAA